AUGGAGGACCCGGCUCCGACGCACCCGGAGGAGUGUAGCGGUGGUGCCGUCUCCUCCGGUGCCGACUCCAGCCCUACUGGUGCCGCUUGUACAGCCGUCGGUGCCGCCUGCAACUUGGCCGAGAAUAGAACCAAGGCUUCGGAACUCCUGCACUGGGUCAACGCGUAUCUGGGAACGAGCCGUGAACCUGAGCAAGGUGAACCUGAGGGCCAAGCGAGGACGCGAGUCCAUCCAGAACUUGAGGCCCUGCGUGAGGCUUUCGAGCAAGUCGGUGUCGACCGAGAAUUGCGGGUGGAGCGACUCGCCGAAGGAAGUUACCGGGACAACUUGGAGUUGAUUCAGUGGUUCAAGGACCUUUUCGAGUCCCAGUUCCCGGGACCUGCCGCCAUGCCACCGGAGGUACGCUGGGUAUGCACGAGGGGCACGACCGUGAGUCCAGGAGGCGGCGCCGGUGCUGGAGACUUCACGGACACCGUCGAGGAGCUCGCUAAUCAGGUUGUCGAGCUGAAAGAGGCCUUGUACUGGCUGGAGCUGGAGCGAAACUUCUACUACAGCAAGCUGUGCGAGAUUGAGGUGCUGUGCUGGGAGCACGAGCGAGACCACGGCAAGGAAUGCGUGUCUGAGAAGAUCCUGGACCUGAUGCGAGGAAGCGACGACGAAGAUUGGUACGGCGCAGACGAAGACGCCGCUCAGAGCGGCGAGCACGUGGCCGAGGCAACGGAGCAGGAAUCACACUAA
This is a messenger RNA of Rhipicephalus sanguineus (brown dog tick), 738 nucleotides long. RefSeq names its product microtubule-associated protein RP/EB family member 1. Gene Ontology annotation, biological process: protein localization to microtubule plus-end; spindle assembly; regulation of microtubule polymerization or depolymerization. The transcript is spliced from 3 exons. Gene Ontology annotation, molecular function: microtubule plus-end binding. The record is from RefSeq and is a predicted model, not a curated record. Lineage: Eukaryota; Metazoa; Arthropoda; Arachnida; Ixodida; Ixodidae. The coding region runs from base 1 to 738 and encodes 245 amino acids. Gene Ontology annotation, cellular component: cytoplasmic microtubule; spindle midzone; microtubule organizing center.